Messenger RNA from Drosophila suzukii, 456 nucleotides. RefSeq lists its product as uncharacterized. Lineage: Eukaryota; Metazoa; Arthropoda; Insecta; Diptera; Drosophilidae. The record is from RefSeq and is a predicted model, not a curated record.
CUUGCAUUGAGUGUCAUAUACAAUAAGCUAUUUAAAUUACUUAAAUGGAUCAAAAGUUGGACCAGAAAUUUGCAAUGGAACUGUCGACCAUCGAGAAUGGGCUACCAGAGUCUAUAAACUUAAUAGAACAAGAUGAUAUUCCAACUAAUAAUGAUCCUAUCAGAGCCCUAAGACUUAUUGUAAUGGUGAUAAUAUUAAAUGUUUGCUUAAUUGUGGGAACUGUUCCCAUCUUCAUGUAUAUGAACACGCUAACCGAAGUGAUUAGAGAACGGUUUUUGGACUUUAUACUUGUUGGCGGAGGUCUAAUUACAAUUCCGAUGUUAUACAGGAUGGGGGAUCUUUCGAAGGGCCGACCUAAUUUUUACUACAUUUAAUCCAUAAUCAACGGAUUUAUGUGAAGCAAUAUGAUUUGGCUCCAAAUUCUAAUUUACGUUGACUUUAUAUUCCGAUUUUCCU